CGCGUGCCGUAAGCCUUUUUAACGCUUGUUACCGAGUGUUCGUGUGAGUACCAGUUUUGGGCAACUGUCCUUUCUUGUAACUGCGGACCUCUUUGGGAGGACACCUCCCAAAACACAUCAGAAGCACACAAUGCAACCAGUGGCCUUUGCGGAUGUAGCUGUGAUCUUCACUGUAGAAGAGUGGACGAUGUUGGAUGAUAGGCAAAAGAAACUCUACAGAGAUGUGAUGAAGGAAACAUUUUUGAACCUGCUCUCCAUAGAGGAAACACUAGAAGAAAAUAUUGAAGAGGACCACAGAGAUCUCAGCCGAAAUCUGGGAACUCCAGUGGUUGAGAAAGACUGUGGAUAUCAGCGUGAUACUGAGUGUGAUGAAAACCAGGAAUCUACUCCAGAGAAUAUGGUUAAUAAAGACAUGCCUCCUGCAAAGACAGUAUAUGAAAGCAGAUUACAUGAAAGGGACAUCAUUGGUCAUUCAUCCUUACAAGUUUAUCAAAGAGACCAAAGUAGAAGCAGUGAAUUUAAAUGUAAGGAAGCUGUGGUGAAGUCUUUUAAACCAACAAAACAUUGGGAAGAUAUCAGUCAUUCUGAAUCACUUCAGGUACUUGAAACCUCUCCCAGAGACAAACCUUAUAAAAACCAACAAUAUAAUGAAACCUGUAGGAGUCUUCCUUCUGAUCAGCCUCUGGAGAGAACUCACACUGGAGGUAAACUCAGUGAGAACAUCUUAAAGAGAUGUACACAUGGCCGGAAAGAUCAGGGAAUCCAUACAAGAGUGAAACCCUUUGUAUGUAAGCAUUGUGAAGAAGCUUUCAUUGAUUCCAGUGACUUCGUCAACCAUGAAAAAAGUCGUCUUGGAGAGAGAAGUUACAUUUGUAAUUGUGUGAAGUGUUUUGAGAAGCAUAAAUUAACGCACAGAGAAGUAAAGCCUUAUAAAUGUAAGCAUUGUGGAAAAGCUUUCACCCAUUCUAGUAAUUGUAACAUUCACGAAAGAAGUCACUGUGCCGAGAAGCCUUAUGCACAUAAGCAUUGUGAAAAAACCUUUACCAGUUCCAAUUCUUGUAACACUCAUGAAAGAAUUCACACUGGAGAGAAAUUGGAUACAUGUAAACAUUGUGACAAAACCUUUGCUACUUUGAGUUCUCAUGACACGCAUGAAAGAGUUCACACUGGAGAGAAGCCUUGUGCAUGUAAGCACUGUGAAAAACCUUUCACCGUUCCUAGUCUGUGUAACUGCCACGAACGAAAUCAUAAUGUAAAGCCUUCUUAUACCUGUAAACAUUGUGGAAAAGCCUUCACCACUUGCUAUUUUCGUAACGUUCAUGAAAGGAUUCACACUGGAGAGAAGCCUUACUCGUGUAAGCACUGUGGAAAAGCUUUUACCCGCUCCGUUUAUCUUAAGAAACAUGAAAUCACUCACACUGGAGAGAAGCCUUAUGCAUGUAGGCAUUGCCAAAAAAGCUUCUCCACCUCGUAUUGUCGUAACCUUCAUGAAAGAAUUCACUGUGGAAAGAAGCUUUAUGAACGUGAUCAUUGUGGAAAGGGCUUGACUAGUUCUACAUACCAUACCAUUCAUGAAAGAGUUGAUACUAGUGAGAAACCUUGUGUAUGUAUUCUUGUGGCAAAACCUUUGCCAUUUUAAGUUCCUGUCAUAAUCAUAAAAGAAUUCACUUGUAAGCAUUAUGGAAAACCCUUCGCCCGAUCCAGUUAUCUUAAUAUUCAGCAAAGGAGUCACAGUGUAGAGAAACCUUAUGCAUCUAAGCAUCGUCGAAAAGAACCUUCACUUCCUGUUGGCAUGACAGUCGUAAAGGGCAUCACACUAGACAGUAGGCAAAUGGAUGUAAGCAUUGUGGGAAAGCCAUCAUAAGUUCCACUUGCCACAAGAAUCGUAAAACACUGGAAAGAAUCCUUAAGCAUGUAAGCACUGUGGAAAAGCCUUCCCCACUUCCAGUUGGUGUAACACUCAUGAAAGAUUAGAAGAUGCCAUACAUCUGUGAUCAUGUGGAAAAAAGCCUUUAGCGAUCAUAGUUCUGAUUAUAUCCAUAAAAGAAUUUCAUAGUGGUGAAAAACUUUGAAAUGGAUGUGCAAAAUUAAUUCAUAGUGUUCAGAAACAUCUUCCAUAUAGCCAGAGUAUGCCUGCAUUUCUGUUUCACAUCCCUAUACAAACCCACAUGAUCUCACGGUGACAAGAGGUGCAGUGGGUAGCACUUCUACCAGCGUAAGUAUGCGGUGCUGCAUUUGAUCAGCUCACCUCCAUUGUGAGGGUUGAAAGAAAACUGGUUGGGUCAUGAGGUGCAUCAGCUAAGAGUAGUUCUCAUGCAAAACCUGAUUAUCUCAGAUACCUCCCUGGGUCUUACACUGUGUAAAUAAAAACCCAAGUCUUGAAAGUUGUAUUCUGACAUCACAUGCAUACCUCCCAAUAAAUACAUACACAGAGACUUACAAGUGAGUAAUGAAGUGAAUAAAAUGUUCAAAACAGUGGAAACAAAAACUAAUAGAUACAUUUUUAAAUGUAGAAACAUUGUGAGAGAACAAAGUAUAAUUAUUUUUUGUUGGUGGUUCUGUUUUGAUUUUUGAGACAGG
This is a messenger RNA of Arvicola amphibius (Eurasian water vole), 2580 nucleotides long. Its product is annotated as zinc finger protein 14-like. The record is from RefSeq and is a predicted model, not a curated record. Gene Ontology annotation, cellular component: nucleus. The transcript is spliced from 4 exons. NCBI's taxonomy places the organism in Eukaryota, Metazoa, Chordata, Mammalia, Rodentia, Cricetidae. Bases 131 to 1639 code for a protein of 502 amino acids. Gene Ontology annotation, biological process: negative regulation of transcription by RNA polymerase II. Gene Ontology annotation, molecular function: DNA-binding transcription repressor activity, RNA polymerase II-specific; RNA polymerase II cis-regulatory region sequence-specific DNA binding; DNA-binding transcription activator activity, RNA polymerase II-specific.